Messenger RNA from Cyphellophora europaea CBS 101466, 2781 nucleotides. RefSeq lists its product as uncharacterized. Lineage: Eukaryota; Fungi; Ascomycota; Eurotiomycetes; Chaetothyriales; Cyphellophoraceae. Bases 1 to 2781 code for a protein of 926 amino acids. The record is from RefSeq and is a predicted model, not a curated record. Gene Ontology annotation, molecular function: polygalacturonase activity. The transcript has a single exon.
AUGCUCCGACUCAUCGCACUCCUAUCAGCUCUCCUCCUCGCACCUUGGCCGGCUCAGGGUGCUCCGCGUCCCGAGUCGAUCGAAGUUCGACAGGCCUCGUCAUACUGGCUCGCGCAGAUCCAGCGACAAGGCACCGUUGCCUACACAGACGAUGGCGACUCUCGACCCUCUGACCCAACCACCUACAAAGUCUACCGAAAUGUGAAGGAUUACGGCGCUGUUGGCGAUGGAAAUGCCGAUGACUUUGACGCUAUCAAUCGCACCAUGUUCGACGGCGGCAGAUGCGGAAUGGGUUGCAAUUCCUCGACCAUUCAGCCUGCGCUUGUCUAUUUCCCUCCCGGUACCUACAGAAUCUCCAAGCCUAUCGUUAUGCCAUACUACACUCAGAUGGUUGGGGACGCUACUAGCCCGCCCACCAUCAAAGGCCUCUCCACAUUCGAAGGUAUUGCACUCAUCGACUCCAACCCUUACUACCCGGGAAUUUCCAAUCCAGACGGAACCGGCAUCAACUGGUAUCGUAACCAGAACAACUUCUUUCGUCAAGUCCGCAACUUCAAGAUUGAUCUCACCGAUAUGCUAGAAGUCAACCCUGAUGGGGUAAGCGGUCCGGCUGGUUUGCACUGGCAGGUCGCUCAAGCCACCAGCUUGCAGAACAUCGUUUUUCAGAUGAAGCCAAAGAGUGGGACCAAUAAGCAACAAGGUAUUUAUAUGGAGAAUGGUUCUGGCGGAUUUAUGUCCGACCUGGUCUUCAAUGGCGGUGCUAUUGGCAUGGCUGUUGGCAAUCAGCAGUUUACCACCCGCAACUUGGCUUUCAAUGGUUGCCAGACGGCCAUCCUCAUAGGAUGGGAUUGGCUGUGGACAUUCAAGUCUUUGAAGAUCGAUGAUGCUGACAUCGGCAUCGAUAUGGGCAACCUGCUGAACGGAAAUAACCAAUCCGUUGGGUCGGUCAUCAUGUUCGACGGUGCCAUUACUAACUCCGCCGUCGGUAUCAAGACCUCUCACAACGCCACCAGCUUUCCGCCCACUGGCGGCACCCUGACUGUCCAGAAUGUGGACUUUUCCGGUACUCAGAACGCCAUUGUCGGAGCCAACGGUGUCGACCAGAUCCUUGCUGGUGGUGCCAAGGUCGACCUGUUCGUCCAAGGUGAUGCAUACGUACCUCCGUCUGAUGCUAGCGGCCCUGCUAGAGCACAGCAGCUUCCAAAGCGUCUCGCUCAGGCUGACCCUGCUGUGAGUGAUUGCGACGACACGCCCAUGUCUACCAUCCGCCCAAUUCCAGGUUCAGCCACCGUGGCUCCGGCCGACGCCACCAUCUCGUUGGGGUCUCCGCCAGAGUCAAGCGACACUAGCCCCAGCAGCAUCUCUCCCGAUGGUGUCAGCCCCAGCAGCAUCUCUUCCGAUGCUGUCAGUCCCAGCAGCGUCCCUCCCAACGGUGUCAGCCCCAGCAGCAUCUCUCUUAAUUCCACAAGCCCCAGCGGCACUGCAUCCAACGACACGAGCCCCCUUGCUGCGUCGAAUGGUACCUGCACGCGCCAGUCGGUCGCUGCUCAGCCAACCAAGCUGCAACAACAGUGGAACAAGGUUCAGAUGUCGCAGCCCUUGCUCAAUAGCGACGGCUCGGUCUUCGAGCGCUCGAAGCCUCAAUACGAGAACGAGCCUGUGUCUGCUUUUGUCAGCGUCAAGUCCAGUGGUGCCAAGGGCGACGGGACGACUGAUGAUUCCGAUGCCAUCCAGCAGAUCUUCAACAGUGCUACCGCUGAUCAGAUCAUCUACUUCGACCAUGGAGCCUACCUCAUCACCAAGACCAUUCAAGUGCCAAAGAACAUCCGCAUCACUGGCGAGAUCUGGCCGCUGAUCAUGGUGUCUGGUCCUACUUUCAGCGACGUUAACAAUCCGCAGCCCGCUUUCCGUGUUGGCAAUCCCGGAGACAGCGGCGCCGUUGAGAUCACCGACAUUAUGUUCGAAACGCGUGGGCCCACCCCUGGUGCUAUUAUGAUGGAGUGGAACGUUGCGGACCCCGAUGGCCAGCAAGGUGCUAGCGGUAUGUGGGACACGCACUUCCGUGUUGGCGGCUCUGCUGGUACUCAACUUCAGGUGGAUCAAUGCCGUGGCUCGACUCCUGACAGCAAGAACUUCAACUCGGAAUGCUAUGGCUCUUUCCUAAUGAUCCACAUCACUCAGCAGGCUACCGCUUACCUCGAGAACACUUGGUUCUGGGUCGCUGAUCAUGAGCUGGACAAGGAUGGCGAGGACAAGCUCAACAUCUUCAAUGGUCGCGGUGUUCUCAUUGAGAGUCAAGGUCCCGUGUGGCUCUACGGCACCUCAUCCGAGCACCAUGUCCUGUACAACUACCAGAUCAGCAACGCCAAGGAUGUCUUUAUGGGCUUUGUUCAGACCGAGACGGCCUACAUGCAAUCCAAGCCAAAUUCACUAACCAGCGGCUUUCAGCCUAACUCGGCCUACUCUGACCCUGACUUUUCCGACUGUCGGGGAGACGACUGCAAGAAGACCUGGGGCCUGCGCAUCCUCGACUCCUCGAACGUCUAUCUGAUGGGCGGAGGUCUCUACUCAUUCUUCGAGGACUACGAGCAAACCUGUCUGGAGACUGAGGAUUGCCAAUUGAACAUGAUCGACAUCCAGUGUUCGAACGAGGUUUACCUGUUUGGCUUGACCACCAAAGCGUCGGUCAAUAUGGUCAACGUCAAUGGCCAACCCGCCGCGAUCGGGUCAGAUCACCGCAACGGCUUUGGUCAGACUCUUGCUCUGUUUCAUCAAGCUUAG